GAAAAAUGAAAUUACUACUAUGUCACUAAUUUAAAAAAAAAUGUCAAAAUCUGACAAAAACGCCAUUUCUUCCAUUGUAUUGUAUUCGAUUUAAAAAAGUGAUAAACUUAAAAAGGAUUAAAAAGUACAUCAUCAUGAGCGAAUUAGUUUGGGGAAUCAAAAACGGGGAUAUAGACCAAGUAAAGGACAUUAUUGAAAAUAAGAAAAUAGACGUGAAUGCUUCUAUAGAUGGAAGAGUUCCAUUACACUAUGCAGCAGACUAUGGACAAACAACGGUCUUGAACUAUUUACUGAACAAAGGGGCUGAUCCAAAUGUUGUUGAUAAACAUGGAAUAUCAGUUCUAUUAGCUGCAAUAUGGGAAGGCCACACUGACUGUGUCAAAACAUUACUCAAGAAUGGAGCUUCUAAGAAUGGUAAAACCCCAGAUGGCACCCCAUACCUUGAAGCUGCUGAAAAAGAUGAAAUCAAAGAACUCUUGACGUGAAUGACUAUACUGGAACUUUUAUCAUCUCACUAAUAAACUUACUUUGUUAUGCUAAGGUAUAGAUUCAUACAAAAAUUCAACAAUAUAUUUUUUUAAAGCUUCUAAUUAUAAUAAAUCAAUUAUUUUUGUAUGCUCAAAGGUAUGAUGGUUUGAAAGAAAUUUAUUUUUGAUUAUGCAUCCAUAAAGUAGUUUUUGGCAUCUUAAAUAUAUUAUAGAGCAAACCCCUUAAAGUUAGAGCUGCAAAAAUAUUAACAACAAAAUUUAAGCCCCAUAAAAUUAUUAUACUUUUAGUAAUUAAAUUAUUUAAUAAACUCAUUGGGAUAUUCCAGUUAAUUAUGAUGUAGUGUUCUCACCAAAUAAAAAGCGAAAAAUUAAAA
Molecule: messenger RNA, 862 nt
Organism: Bombyx mori (domestic silkworm)
Lineage: Eukaryota; Metazoa; Arthropoda; Insecta; Lepidoptera; Bombycidae
Product: myotrophin
Exons: 4
Coding region: 135-485 (116 amino acids)
Biological process (GO): regulation of barbed-end actin filament capping
Cellular component (GO): cytoplasm; nucleus
Molecular function (GO): protein binding
Source: RefSeq, a predicted model, not a curated record